AUGGAAAUAUAUGCCGCCGGCGCCGUCGCCGCAUUCACCGUCGACGUCCUCGUUUAUCCGCUUGACACCCUCAAGACCCGCUACCAAAGCCAAGAUUACCUCUCAGCAUAUGGGACUUCCAGUCGGAAAGCACUGGCCCCCAGGGGCUUGUACCAAGGGAUAGGGAGCGUGGUCCUGGCCACACUCCCAGCAGCCGGUCUCUUCUUCUCAACGUACGAAAAGGCCAAAGCUGUCAUCGGCAACCUACCCCUGCAUCAAUCCCUCGUCCACGCGUCCGCCUCGGCGACCGCCGAACUGGCAUCGUGUCUGGUCCUUGCCCCCGCAGAAGUCAUCAAGCAAAACGCCCAAAUUCUCCGUGAGGACCGUACCAAGUCACGCACGUCCACGUCCCUUCAGGCCUGGAGGCAGCUUGCCGCUGGCGACGCGCCGAGGAGGCUGUUCACGGGGUACACGGCGCUUGUAGCGCGCAACUUGCCAUUUACAGCGCUGCAGUUUCCGAUUUUCGAGCAUCUGCGCUCGUGGGCUUGGGAGAGGAGACGUCAGCGAGGCAGCCAGGAGAGGGGGGUUCUGGAGAUGGGUUUGGUAGCGGGUGCGAGUGCGGGGGGCGCCGGGGCUGUUGCGGCAUGGGUCACCACGCCGAGUGAUGUUGUGAAGACGAGGAUGAUGCUCACGGCGGCGAGGCCGGGUUGUCGGAGCGGUGAGGGCGGAGGGAAGAAUGGGAGAGUGGCCUCGUGGACGGUGACGAGGCAGAUCUACAACGAGCGAGGGCUCGUGGGAUUCUUUCGCGGGGCGCUGUUCCGUUCCGGGUGGACGGCGUUGGGGAGUUCGUUGUACUUGGGGACGUAUGAUGGUGCGAAGCUGUGGUUGCGGAGGAGAAAGAGCGGUAUGGAUGGCGAUGAUUUGGCGGCGUUGUGA
Metarhizium robertsii ARSEF 23 is the source of this 915-nucleotide messenger RNA. Its product is annotated as mitochondrial S-adenosylmethionine transporter. Gene Ontology annotation, molecular function: S-adenosyl-L-methionine transmembrane transporter activity. Gene Ontology annotation, cellular component: mitochondrial inner membrane. Lineage: Eukaryota; Fungi; Ascomycota; Sordariomycetes; Hypocreales; Clavicipitaceae. The record is from RefSeq and is a predicted model, not a curated record. The transcript has 3 exons. Bases 1 to 915 code for a protein of 304 amino acids.